UCUUCUUCUGUGUCUCUCACCUCUCCUUACUUCUCUUCUUGUCUUCCGUCUCACGAGUAUCUUGCCUUGCCGAACCGCAAUAAAAGAGGGAAAACCGUGGAUUAGGGUUUUUCUCCUUUUACAGCGCUCAGCGUUUCCCUCCCUCCACAACUCGGGAAGAAGACCUAACAGUGGAUAACGAAGAUUGAUAGGUCUCGCAUAAAAUGCUACACCACUGUUUUCAGAAUAGGGAUAUAGUCGUGAGAUUAGUUACCUGGUGACUCAGCACAAUUAAUCUUCACAUAAACAACACCUUAUGAAAAAAUGAGCAUGGGUACAACAAAUUCAGAUAUUGCACGGGCAGAAGAAAUCAAAAUCCAGGCCAAUGAAGCAUUUAAAGCUCACAAGUACUCUCAAGCUAUUGAUCUGUACACUCAAGCCAUUGAACUAAAUGGUCAGAAUGCUGUGUACUGGGCAAAUCGUUCAUUUGCCCACACCAAGCUGGAGGAAUAUGGUAGUGCUGUGCAGGAUGCGACAAAGGCUAUUGAAAUUGAUCCCAAAUAUUCAAAGGGUUAUUACAGGCGAGGCGCUGCAUAUCUUGCCAUGGGGAAAUUUAAGGAAGCUUUAAAGGAUUUUCAGCAGGUUAAGAAAAUCUGUCCAAAUGAUCCUGAUGCUACAAAGAAGUUGAAGGAAUGUGAGAAAGCUGUGAUGAAGCUGAAAUUUGAAGAAGCCAUUGCUGUGCACGACCCUGAAAGACGCUCAGUUGCUGAUUCAAUAGAUUAUCAUACCAUAGAGGUGGAGCCACAAUAUUCUGGUGCUAGGAUCGAGGGAGAUGUUGUAACUUUGGAUUUUGUGAAGAAAAUGAUGGAUGACUUCAAGAAUCAGAAAUGCUUACAUAAAAGAUAUGCAUAUCAGAUUGUAUUGCAAACAAGAGAAAUGCUUCAUGCCCUGCCUUCUCUAGUUGAUAUUACUGUUUCAGAUGGUUACCAUUUCACUGUUUGUGGUGAUGUGCAUGGUCAGUUUUUUGAUCUGUUGAAUAUAUUUGAGCUCAAUGGGCUUCCCUCUGAAGACAAUCCUUAUCUCUUCAACGGCGACUUUGUGGAUAGAGGGUCGUUUUCUCUUGAGGUUAUUCUGACACUAUUUGCAUUUAAAUGCAUGUCUCCAGCAGCUAUUUGUUUAGCGAGAGGAAAUCAUGAGAGUAAGAGCAUGAACAGGAUCUAUGGUUUUGAAGGCGAGGUCAGGUCGAAGUUGAGUGAAACGUUUGUUGAACUCUUCGCGGAAGUAUUCUGUUGUUUACCUCUAGCGCAUGUAAUAAAUGAAAAGAUCUUUGUAGUUCAUGGAGGUCUUUUCAGUGUUGAUGGAGUGAAACUGUCUGACAUUAGAGCGAUUGACCGGUUUUGUGAGCCUCCAGAGGAAGGGUUGAUGUGUGAGCUGCUGUGGAGUGAUCCCCAACCUUAUCCAGGCAGAGGCCCCAGCAAGAGGGGUGUAGGUCUAUCUUUUGGUGCAGAUGUGACAAAAAGAUUUUUGCAGGAGAACAAUCUUGAUCUAGUUGUCCGAUCUCAUGAAGUAAAAGAUGAAGGAUAUGAGAUUGAGCAUGAUGGGAAACUUAUUACGGUAUUUUCGGCGCCAAACUAUUGUGAUCAGAUGGGUAACAAGGGUGCUUUCAUAAGGUUUGAGGCCCCUGACAUGAAGCCAAACAUUGUUACUUUUUCAGCAGUGCAACAUCCGGAUGUCAAGCCAAUGGCAUAUGCCAACAAUUUCCUGCGAAUGUUCUCUUGAUCCUUAGCCUUAUGCGAGGUGCUUUUUGUAAGUUUUUGUUAAAAGUUUUAUGUUAUUUGGUAAACGGUGGACAACAGAGAAUACUAUUUGUUGCAGAAAGUUGCCUGAUAAGCAGGCCGUCCACAUCAGCUGAUGCAGUUUUGAGUCCUGAUACUAUUUAAAUUCAUUUUUUCCGCAACUCUCUAUUCCCCACCUCUCCGAAUUGUGAUUAUUUUGAGUCGGGCCUAACAUAUUUCAAGCCAUUACACUAAUACUAAUCAUGGGUACCAUGUAAAGAUGUAAGAAAUCCGUUUGUUCCCU
This is a messenger RNA of Telopea speciosissima, 2058 nucleotides long. RefSeq names its product serine/threonine-protein phosphatase 5. NCBI's taxonomy places the organism in Eukaryota, Viridiplantae, Streptophyta, Magnoliopsida, Proteales, Proteaceae. The transcript is spliced from 13 exons. The record is from RefSeq and is a predicted model, not a curated record. Gene Ontology annotation, cellular component: nucleus; cytosol. The coding region runs from base 304 to 1758 and encodes 484 amino acids. Gene Ontology annotation, molecular function: protein serine/threonine phosphatase activity; protein binding.